Molecule: messenger RNA, 1795 nt
Organism: Frankliniella occidentalis (western flower thrips)
Lineage: Eukaryota; Metazoa; Arthropoda; Insecta; Thysanoptera; Thripidae
Exons: 6
Coding region: 444-1568 (374 amino acids)
Source: RefSeq, a predicted model, not a curated record
GUCAAAAUAAGAGGCGGGUCACCCGACCGACCGACCGACCGACCGACCGACAACCCGCUGCGAAUGCGCGAAUGCGCGUAAUCACUCUAAAGAGCAAAGAACUGCAUAUUUUCGGAAGCAGGAAGACACGAGGAUGAUUAUUAAUAUGUAAAGUUAACAUAUUUUAAUCUUUUCUGGAAUUCGUUAUUGGCUUUUAUGUUUGGGUGUUUAGCGCAGCCAUACCCCUAGAGCCUACCCCUCUCAAAUAAACGCCGUUCUUCCCGCUCCGCUGCUACGUUGUCAACAAGUGACGAUCUAACAGCAAAUAAACAAAUUUUUGCCGGUUAACAAAUAAACAAAUUUUUGCCGUUCAUUCUUGAAACUGUUACGAAAUUGACUAUUGCUGUUUACCUGCUACGCUUAUGCUCGCUAGGUGGUGAGAAGUUUGUUUCCUAUAGUUGAAAAUGGAUUUCGAUGAUGAUGAUGAUGCGGUAGCCGACGUUCUGCAGGUGCUGCACGUGCUUUUGACUCUUGACGAGGAUAACGAUGAUGACAAUAAUUUAGUGCCUAGAGGAGAAGGUCGAUCAUAUCCAAAUGUGGAUAUGGAAUGGUGGAGCUCACUCCAAGAUCCGUAUUUCAAAUCACAUUUCAGGAUGGAUCGUACCUGCUAUGAAGCUUUACUUGUUACUGUUGGACGACACAUGUAUGACACAGGCAGAAUUCGCAGACAAGGGUUGCCAAUUAGUUAUGCCUUGAUGUACACACUUUGGUCACUGGCAAACCCUGACACUUUCAGGAGCACCGGAGUGACCUUUGGAAAAGGAAGGGGAUCCAUACACAACCAGUACCGGACAAUUAUUGAAGUGCUUAGAGAGCUACGUGGUCGCUACAUCAAAUGGCCCUCAAAUCGGGAAAUGGCUAGAACUGCACGAAUUUUUGAGGACCGCUAUGGCUAUCCUCAAGUUGUAGGUUGCAUUGAUGGGUGUCACAUUCCAAUAAUGAAACCCUCGGAGCAGCCGCAACAAUUCCUCAACAGACACCACCAGUACUCCUUACUUCUGCAGGGUGUAUGUGACGAUCGUCUCCUAUUCCGAGAUGUGUUUCUUGGACAGCCAGGGGCAGUUGGAGAUGCAAGAACGUUUCGGAGGAGUCCAUUGAGCCAAUCGAUGCUCAGGCACAGGGACUUCAUGGAUGGCUUUCACCUUUUGGGUGAUGGUGCUUAUCCUUUGACAGACAAGUUACUUAUACCUUACAAGGAUUAUGGCAACAUGACAGUUCGACAAAGGGCUCAUAACAGGACUUUGUCCCAAUGUCGCUCUGCCAUUGAGAGAGCCUUUGCUUUGCUGAAAGGCAAAUGGAGAAGACUCAAGUACCUCCCAUCAUACUGUCUGGAUUACCAACUCGACCACAUUAUGGCAUGCCUUGUUCUGCACAACUUUGUCAUUUUACAUGGAGAUGACUGUGACGGUGAAGAAUAUGAAGGUCUUGAAAGAGAUGAGGGAGACUAUGUUCAACUGAUGGAGGCUGCCAAAAUUAGAGGUGAAAACAAAAGGUGGUAUAUUUCAGCCAUGAUAAUGUUGGAUUUGUAAGAAAAAAAAUUUGUACUCUAAAUAAUCAGUCUUUAUAAUCACAUAUUUUGAUUCAAAUUUGAAAAUCUACAGUACAAUUGUUGCCAUGUUGAUAUGGUAACUUAACAUAUAUAUAUAUAUGUAUAUAUGUAUGUCCAAUUUGCAAUGAAAUUAUAUAAAUAUACAAUAAAAAAUAAAAAUGCAUGUAAUGAAACAUUACUAAGUAAUUUAAAAAAACAAACAAACAA